Molecule: messenger RNA, 4554 nt
Organism: Symphalangus syndactylus (siamang)
Lineage: Eukaryota; Metazoa; Chordata; Mammalia; Primates; Hylobatidae
Gene: PML
Product: PML nuclear body scaffold
Biological process (GO): suppression of viral release by host; innate immune response; intrinsic apoptotic signaling pathway in response to DNA damage
Cellular component (GO): PML body; nucleoplasm
Molecular function (GO): zinc ion binding
Source: RefSeq, a predicted model, not a curated record
UCUCCAGAGGCGGGCCCUGAGCCGGCACCUCCCCUUUCGGACAGCUCAAGGGGCUCAGCCAACUGGCUCACGCCUCCCCUUCAGCUUAUCUUCACGCCCUCCAAGAUCUAAACCGAGAAUCGAAACUAAGCUGGGGUCCAUGGAGCCUGCACCCGCCCGAUCUCCGAGGCCCCAGCAGGACCCCGCCCGGCCCCACGCGCCCACCAUGCCUCCCCCCGAGACCCCCUCUGAAGGCCGCCAGCCCAGCCCCAGCCCCAGCCCUACAGAGCAAGCCCCCCCUUCGGAGGAGGAGUUCCAGUUUCUGCGCUGCCAGCAAUGCCAGGCCGAAGCCAAGUGCCCGAAGCUGCUGCCUUGUCUGCACACGCUGUGCUCAGGAUGCCUGGAGGCGUCGGGCAUGCAGUGCCCCAUCUGCCAGGCACCCUGGCCCCUAGGUGCAGACACACCUGCCCUGGAUAACGUCUUUUUCGAGAGUCUGCAGCGGCGCCUGUCGGUGUAUCGGCAGAUUGUGGACGCGCAGGCUGUGUGCACCCGCUGCAAAGAGUCUGCGGACUUCUGGUGCUUUGAGUGCGAGCAGCUCCUCUGCGCCAAGUGCUUCGAGGCACACCAGUGGUUCCUCAAGCACGAGGCCCGGCCCCUAGCAGAGCUGCGCAACCAGUCGGUGCGUGAGUUCCUGGACGGCACCCGCAAGACCAACAACAUCUUCUGCUCCAACCCCAACCACCGCACCCCUACGCUGACCAGCAUCUACUGCCGAGGCUGUUCCAAGCCGCUGUGCUGCUCGUGCGCGCUCCUUGACAGCAGCAGCCACAGUGAGCUCAAGUGCGACAUCAGCGCAGAGAUCCAGCAGCGACAGGAGGAGCUGGACGCCAUGACGCAGGCGCUGCAGGAGCAGGAUAAUGCCUUUGGCGCGGUCCACGAGCAGAUGCACGCGGCCGUCGGCCAGCUGGGCCGCGCGCGUGCCGAGACCGAGGAGCUGAUCCGGGAGCGCGUGCGCCAGGUGGUAGCUCAUGUGCGGGCUCAGGAGCGCGAGCUGCUGGAGGCGGUGGACGCGCGGUACCAGCGCGACUACGAGGAGAUGGCCAGUCGGCUGGGCCGCCUGGAUGCUGUGCUGCAGCGCAUCCGCACGGGCAGCGCGCUGGUGCAGAGGAUGAAGUGCUACGCCUCGGACCAGGAGGUGCUGGACAUGCACGGUUUCCUGCGCCAGGCGCUCUGCCGCCUGCGCCAGGAGGAGCCCCAGAGCCUGCAAGCCGCCGUGCGCACGGACGGCUUCGACGAGUUCAAAGUGCGCCUGCACGACCUCAGCUCUUGCAUCACCCAGGGAACAGAUGCAGCUGUAUCCAAGAAAGCCAGCCCAGAGGCUGCCAGCACUCCCAGGGACCCUACUGACGUUGACCUGCCCGAGGAGGCAGAGAGAGUGAAGGCCCAGGCUCAGGCCCUGGGACUGGCUGAAGCCCAGCCUAUGGCUGUGGUACAGUCAGUGCCCGGGGCACACCCUGUGCCAGUGUACGCCUUCUCCAUCAAAGGCCCUUCCUAUGGAGAGGAUGUCUCCAAUACAACCACAGCCCAGAAGAGGAAGUGCAGCCAGACCCAGUGCCCCAGGAAGGUCAUCAAGAUGGAAUCUGAGGAGGGGAAGGAGGCAAGGUUGGCUCGGAGCUCCCCGGAGCAGCCCAGGCCCAGCACCUCCAAGGCAGUCUCACCACCCCACCUGGAUGGGCCGCCUAGCCCCAGGAGCCCCGUCAAAGGAAGUGAGGUCUUCCUGCCCAACAGCAACCAUGUGGCCAGUGGCGCCGGGGAGGCAGAGGAACGCAUUGUGGUGAUCAGCAGCUCGGAAGACUCAGAUGCUGAAAACUCGUCCUCCCGAGAGCUGGAUGACAGCAGCAGUGAGUCCAGCGACCUCCAGCUGGAAGGCCCCAGCACCCUCAGGGUCCUGGACGAGAACCUUGCUGACCCCCGAGCAGAAGACAGACCUCUGGUUUUCUUUGACCUCAAGAUUGACAAUGAAACCCAGAAGAUUAGCCAGCUGGCUGCGGUGAACCGGGAAAGCAAGUUCCGAGUGGUCAUCCAGCCUGAAGCCUUCUUCAGCAUCUACUCCAAGGCCGUGUCCCUGGAGGUGGGGCUGCAGCACUUCCUCAGCUUUCUGAGCUCCAUGCGCCGCCCUAUCUUGGCCUGCUACAAGCUGUGGGGGCCUGGCCUCCCGAACUUCUUCCGGGCCCUGGAGGACAUUAACAGGCUGUGGGAAUUCCAGGAGGCCAUCUCGGGCUUCCUGGCUGCCCUGCCCCUCAUCCGGGAGCGUGUGCCCGGGGCCAGCAGCUUCAAACUCAAGAACCUGGCCCAGACCUACCUGGCGAGAAACAUGAGCGAGCGCAGCGCCAUGGCUGCCGUGCUGGCCAUGCGUGACCUGUGCCGCCUCCUCGAGGUCUCCCCGGGCCCCCAGCUGGCCCAGCAUGUCUACCCCUUCAGUAGCCUGCAGUGCUUUGCCUCCCUGCAGCCCCUGGUGCAGGCGGCUGUGCUGCCCCGGGCCGAGGCCCGCCUCCUGGCACUACAUAACGUGAGCUUCAUGGAGCUGCUGAGUGCACACCGCCGUGACCGGCAGGGGGGCCUGAAGAAGUACAGCCGCUAUCUGAGCCUGCAGACCACUGCGUUGCCCCCUGCCCAGCCUGCUCUCAACCUGCAGGCUCUGGGCAACUACUUCGAAGGCCUGUUGGAGGGUCCGGCGCUGGCACGGGCAGAAGGAGUCUCCACCCCUCCUGUUGGCCAUGGCUUGGCAGAGAGGGCCUCCCAGCAGAGCUGAGAGGAGGGGGUGACUGGCUUGGAGUCUCUGGUGGGCAGAGAGGGAUGGGGUCCCUGAGCCAGGCCCCACCCAUCACAGCAUUCCCAGGUCCUGGUACCCAGCCCUCAGUUGUCAUUUGGUUCAGAAUCAGUUCCCUUUCUCUGGGACCAAAUUUCCCUUCUCUAAACAUCCUACAGAGAAGGGUCCAAAGCUGAGCACCCACCACCCCAGGUGUGCACCAGACUCCUAUUAGCCUCUCCUUCCAGGAGCUAGAACCAGGGAGGUCCUGAGUGAGGAAGGCAUGACCUCUGGGCUCUCUAGGUGGCCCUGGUCUUUCCCCAUCCAUCCCACCUGCCACUACCUUGGGUGCCCUUACAGCUCUGCACUGACCCCAGCCCCUGCCCCAGGACACCUGCUGACAGCUCCCACAGAGAACAGUCUGAGGGGAUGCUGGCUACAGCGCUGGCAGCCCAUGGCGACUCAAAGUGCCUUCCAAACCAAACUGCCCCUCAUGAGGUUAGGGUCCUCCACCCUCCACCUGCCCAGAGGUCAACUCUGUUCCCUUCUCCUUUCAUCCCAGAGGGGCCUCAUCAGCAAAGACAGAAACUGAUGUUCCACGCAUGUCCCUGCUUCCAAAGCCUGACCUUGCAAAGCUUGCUUCCUUCCUCCUGGCUGCACAGACACCUCUGCUUGGCCACAGCUUUGCUCUUCGGUCCUCAGGCCACCAGACCCCUCACAGCAUGGCCCUUGGCUCUUCCUGCACUGCCCUCACCCUCAGCCAUCCCAAGGAGUGCCCAGCACUACUCAGCGUGUAGUCCAGGACCUGUGGCAUCAGCAUCCCCUGGGAGCUUCUUAGAAAUGCAGACCCGUGGGCUCUACCGCAGGCCUCUGGAAUCAGAAUCUUCAGGGUGGGGCCCAGCAGUCUGUGUUUUAACAGGUUCUCCCGGUGAUGCUGGUGCAUGCUCAAGUUUGAGAACCGCUGCUCUCAUAGACUGCUCCUCCAAGGGGAAGCAGUGUGGAACAGCAGAGAAAGUCCUGUCCCUAUCUCUGACUGUGCAGUGAGUGUGGCCUAGGAAUAGGCCCCUUCCUAAGCUCUAGUGUCCCCAUCUGCAAAAUGGGCUGAUUGGCCUCCAUGGUCAGAGCUGCCAUCUGGCUGUGCCAUCCUGCAUUUUUAGGAAUGGAAAGCAGGCCUCUGAGGCAGUGGACAGGAAGAUUUCUCAUCCUUGAAUUCUAGCUCCUAUUCCAAACUGUUAGUCCCCAACCUUGUGGUCACAUCAGAGGUCAACAGCAGAACAGAGGCAGGUCAGGGUUGUCCGCUCUGAUUAGCAGAACAACGGACCCUUCCUCCUCCUCCCUCCUUCCCAUCCCUUCUCAUUGGCUCCCUGCUCCUGGGAUGCUUCCCAAGCAGCCCCGGCCUCUAGCCUCCAUGGCUGAUGACCUCAGCUUUCACGUCGGUGAAAUCUGUGUACCCAUACUGCAGCCCCAUCCCAUGGGGGCCCUGAAGACCCACUGAGGAAUUCCGUAGGGUCUUGUUCCCACGACCGGAGUGCUGGCUCUCACAGUGAACUUUGAUGCAUUUAAAAUAAGAUUCUGAUGCCAAACUGUUAAAGCAGGCGCUGGUUCUGAAGCACCGAUGGAAACAGAUUGAUGCAGAUGGAAGGAGGAAGGGAGACUGGGCCCACUGAUUUCCAGCCCCACCAUGUGUGCUGUUUUCAGAUGUGAUUGGGGGGUGUUCUGCCCUGCCUCCACUGUCACAGCCUUUAAUAAAGAUGUGAAUCUUGAAA